Molecule: messenger RNA, 4040 nt
Organism: Pararge aegeria (speckled wood butterfly)
Lineage: Eukaryota; Metazoa; Arthropoda; Insecta; Lepidoptera; Nymphalidae
Product: ankyrin repeat and MYND domain-containing protein 2
Exons: 2
Coding region: 80-1267 (395 amino acids)
Molecular function (GO): protein binding
Source: RefSeq, a predicted model, not a curated record
UGACAGCUUGGUUAGAAAGCUUUAAAAAUUGUGUUAAAUCUAAAAUAAUUAAAAGAUAAUUGUGAAAUCGUGAAUCAAAAUGGAAAACAAACCUGAAGAACCAAUUGCACCUGAAAAUCCAAUAUUCACCGCCAUAGCUCUAGGUGAUCUGGUAGAGUUCAAGAACAUCCUCGCCCAACAUAAAGGCAACGUCGAUUUCUUUGACGAAAAUGGUAUGACGGCACUACAGCACGCAGCAUAUAAGGGUAGCAAAGAAAUGGUGCAAUUAUUGCUGGACAGAGGCGCAGACGUAAUUUCUGGCAAACAUGAGUAUAAUUACACGGCAUUACACUUUGGUGCAUUAUCUGGUAACUCGGAAGUGUGCAAGUUGCUGUUGGACGCUGGAGCAAAGCCAAUCACCACCAACUCGGUUGGCCGCACCGCCUCGCAAAUGGCAGCCUUCGUUGGUAACCAUCACACCGUCGCCACCAUCAACAACUAUGUGCCUUUAAGUGAAAUCUCCUUCUAUUCUGUCCCUCAGGGACAACAAACGGAACCCUACCUUCCUCCAUUCUUAGUUGAGCCAUUACACAAGUUUGUUCUCUGUGUAAACAUACAUCCAGUUAGGUUAGGACUUAAUUUACAACACACACCUGCAUUAUUAGAUAAUGCAGACAAAGUAAGCAAUGUUCUUGAGAUGCUUUGCAAAAGAGAAAUGACUAGGGGUAGUGAAACAAAUGAAGUUAUGUCAUUUAAAUAUCACUACCUUGCGUAUGUUAUAAGAGAAAUUAACAAUAUAAGGGACAAACAGAAACCUAUUGGCGAUAAAGAAGACAAGAAACAUGAUAUUGUUGAAAUGUUUGCAAAGAAGCUCUUAAAGCCUGGAAAGGAUGGUGUGUCUUUAGAUCUAAUGGAUUCUUUUCUGAAAGAUUGUGUGCGAGAAUUCCCAUACAGAGAAUGCACAACAUUCCAUCAAAUGGUAUCAUCCUUAACAAGCAAAGACCCUCCACCUGCUUUGUCAGUCAUAAACUGCACUAUCAAUGGCCAGCGAGGGUUUGUUGAUGCUAUUCCUUAUUGUAGCACAUGUGGUGAAGAGAAACCAGCAAAAAAGUGUUCUAAGUGCAAAUCAGUGCAAUAUUGCGACAGGGAGUGCCAACGUCUGCACUGGUUUGUUCAUAAAAAGGCAUGCAAUAGAGAACUGAGUGUUCCUGUUAUUACAUCUAAUUCUAAACCAACUGUGGAUACUGCCGAAUUGACGUCGGAACUACAGAAUUUAGUCGCAGGAUAGUCAAUUUGUAGUUGUUGAAAGUAUAUGUUAGUUGAUAAGGCACAAUUUUAUAUUUGGCAUUUUAUAUUUUGUUGAUGCAUCAACUAAACUUGCUAUGUGCAUUUCGUAAAGUAUUUAGAUGGCUUAAGAAUCAAAUAGUAAUAUUUGUUUGUUUUAAGUAUAAUAGUCAAUUUUUUCUUAGCUAGCUAAAUGUAAUCUUAAUGUAUGUUUCAAUGCUGAAAAGUGCACAAAAGAUGUUUUUAAAAAUUUGGACCAUUUGAUCAUGUUAUUUGACUUAAACUAAAGAAACUACCCGCAGACUAUGCUUCUGUGUGGAUAUGGUAUACGAGGAUCAAUAGUGAUAUAAUGCAUACUGUUUCAAAUUCAAGUAGGCCUAAUUUAUAAGCACUUUUGAAACGACAAGUCAGUCUGUUUGUAGUGACUCUACCACCGGUUCGGAAGGCAGAUUCCACUGAGAAGAGCCGGCAAGAAACUCACAACACAAACGUUUAACAAUAUCUGUGCAAGUAAUCAUACCAAUAAACAACUUUCUAAAAUUCAUGUAGCAGGUUUAAUAUGUGUACCAAUGAUUUGUAUUCCAUGUGCAUUUAGAACUUAUUUCAUGUGACAUACUUAAAUCUAUUUAUAAAUAAGUAGGGAUCGUCUUUAUAAUGUAUUGUUUUGUAGUACAGUAGAAAUCUGCUUAUAAUUAUUAUUGCAUUGAAAGAAAAGAAAAUUAAGUAGGUCAUGUAUAGCAGCAAGCUUCAAGGUGUAUCCUUAAAAGAAAACUCAUAUUAUGAUUUUAUUCGAUAUAAAGAAAAUAGCAUUGGGAUAUUUGUAUGAGCCUGUUAUAUUUCACAUAAUCAAAACAACAACAACAAAACUUAAACCAGCUCAAUAAAAAUUGAAGGAUAUAUAUAUAUAAUCAUCUAUACAUUGUAAGGAGUCAUUGUUGCUGAUUGUUAUAUCAUACAAAUUUGUGUUAUGCAGGCUACAGACUUUUAAUUAUAUUUGAUUUUAAUAAGCCAAUUUGAGUAUAUUUGUGUACGCUUUGCUGUGACUAUGUGGUGAUUGAUGUACAUGUCAAGUUCAGGUUCAGAAGACAAACAAUUUUACAUUAUGCAGAUUUGGUAACAUGAAUAUGUAUGUACGCGUCGUCAGAGCCGCUAUUGCUAUCAACAUAACAAGUGACGAUUAUCUGUCAAGUUUGUAUGGCGUUAUCAAAUUAUGACGUUCGGUUCUCCAUAUAAAAGGACCAUAAAUAAUUUGCUUUUUCGAGAACUUAUCAAAAACGUCGAGUAAAAUAAAACUUAUGGGCUUUAUUUUAAAGCUCACGCACAUACAGCUAGUACCUACUGCAGCAUUAAACCUUAAAGAGCUCGUUUUACACCAUGGCGACUCAACAGAGACUCCAGUCCAAUGCUUUAUUUGAGUUAAUAUGGUGUGCGAAGACCAUAACUGUACUUAUCACGCAAAUUGGACGACAUACUUUUAGGUCUGUCACCUACAUCUCGUCAUAACAUAGCAAACGGUCAGUAAUUAAAAGAGAAGUCAUAGUAAACGGAUUAUACUGUGAUCAAUAAUUGUAACAUUGUGUCUUAUUUUAAACACCAAUAUUAAAAUAUACAAUAAGGUUACGUGCCGAGUGCUUUUAAAAUGUGAAUUGGAUGUAUAAUAUUAAUAUGUGAUCUAAGAGCUGGUGGCAAAUUUUGAGGGGAUUUACGAUAAAAUUAUAGAUGAAUUUAUUCAGGUCUAGCACCUGACGUCUUUUUUCAGUUCUACAAAAUGCAAUGGAUGGGUUUUUGAAGGGUGGAUAGUAAAUUGAGGAAAAUUGCGCCAUCUCGAAAUCGUCGAUAGCGCUAUAUUGAAUCGACAUCACCGUCUUGUCCGCCGGUUUUCUCUGGUCGUGGUGAUGUGGCACGCUUGAAUAUCCGUCGCCACUCUUCUCUAGCAGCUGCCUUUCUUGAACACUCAUGUAGCAGCCUUAAUAAUAAUCUAAUAAUAACCUUUAUCCCUGAGUCUGCGCUCAUCUCCGCUCAAGUCUGCCAAUCUCCAUUUUAUUCACUAAUACCUCAAAAUUUGCCAUUACCUUUCUGCCUAUAAAUUGUAAUUAAUAAUAAUUAAAAGCUACCUCCAGAAUUGCAGUCUUAUCCAGUUUGUAAGAAAUAAGAAUAAAGCGCAGGUCUAACCAAAGCGUCCCAACUUGCGUCCGUGGUAAUUUGCGUUCUCCGACCAAUCACAGUUGUGCCGUGUGGUGACGGCAGAUCAGAUUACAGUUGUCGCUACCUUUACUCUCCCUAAGGGAAUAUAACGGAGACCGGGCAGCAGAUCAUCUGUGAUUCUAUUGCCAUACGUUGCGAUCACCAACCCGUCUGUACAGGUGAUUUUGGGCAAACCCUUCCGUUGAAAGAGGCCUUUACUCCAGUGGACUGUUAUAGGCAAUGCAGCCAACCCGAAACCUCGGUGGCGAUUUUGCGUGCUACUUGUGACCAAUCACAGAACUCCUGCUUAAACUUGCGCGCCUUGUUAUUGGUCGUAAAGCACGGCGGACGGACUAGUUCAUUUUGGGCUUGCCUUUGUUCAAACCGAGUUGUAUUAACCGCACGCAGGAUGCAAAUCACGUCACCGCUGACGUAUGUCGGACGCUCCGGUUCGGCUUGCGCUUGAAGCCUUUUUAUUCUUGUUGUUGUAACAGUGUUUACUAAAUUAGAAUAAUCAAUGAAUGUGUCACUUUAUACGUUAGUAUCACUUUAUUUUAUUGGUAAUAGAUUGAAAUAAAAUUAUACAAAAUUCA